AUGUCCAGGAAAAAACAGCUUACUCUGUUUCAGUGCAGUGCAAGUACUGACAAAGAUCAGAGCUCUGCUGUCACUGUGGAACCCAGUGAAACUGAGUCCCAGACAGAUCUAGCAACCCAUACUCAAUCUAGUCCCAGAGAGACUGAGCCUGACCCCAUGGCAGUAGUAACAGAGUCUGAGCCAAAUGAGCCAAUAGAUAUGGAGCCUGAGUUUGGUAGCAACAACAAUGAGGGUUGUUCAAGUAGACAUGUGGCUAAUAGUCCCCCUCGUGACAUAGCAAAAGGUUUAGAAGACAAGCCACAUGCAUGGUUAGAAUACUCACUAUCUAAAAAUGCUGCCUAUUGCUACCCAUGCCGUUUCUUUUCUGCUGGUAUUCACAAGUCUGAUGAGUGCUUCAUUAGUAUUGGAUAUAGAAAUUGGAAGAAUGCCACAGGACGAACUGGUCGAUUGGUAAAGAACUCACUGUCACAAAGGCAUCUUAAUGCUGCUGCUGCUUGGGCUGAUUUUGAGAAUAAUCAGCAGUCUCAACGCUCCAUCAGAUCAACACUAAGUCAGGCACGGAAGGAUCAAAUCCAGAAUAACAGGCAUUAUUUGAUGACUAUAGUUCAAAUUUUACUAUAUUGUGCCUUUCAAAAAAUAACACUGAGAGGACACAGGGAAGGAGAAGAUUCACAAAAUAGAGGUAACUUCUUGGAAUUGAUUGAUUUAGUCAGUAGACAUGAUUCAGUAGUAAAAAAUAAAAUUCAUGAUGCACCAAAAAAUGCAAUUUAUACAUCACAUGGUAUCCAGAAUGAGUUACUUGCACUACUGGCUAAAAAAAAGCUACACAAAAUCUGCCAAGCUGUAAAGGAAGCCGGUUUCUACAGUAUAAUAGUAGAUGAAUCCCGAGAUUCAUCCAAGCAGGAACAGAUGUCUCUAGCAGUUCGUUAUGUUGAUAUUGAAGAAGGAUGUGUCCAUGAGCAUUUCAUAGCAUUCAUGCAAGCAGAGCAUCAAGAUGCUGAAAGCUUAUCUUCUUACAUAAAACAGGCUCUCAUUACUUAUGAUUUUGAUAUGAAUAAGAUGGUUAGCCAAGGAUAUGAUGGGGCUAGCGUAAUGAAUGACCACUGUUCAGGAGUACAGACAAGAGUCCGUGAGUUUGCUCCUUUAGCAGUUUACAUUCACUGCUACACCCAUGUGUUAAACCUUGUACUGGUUGAUUCUUGUAACCCAAAUCAGCAACCAUUGGAGUUACAAAAACUCUCAGAGACUCGUUGGGUUUGCAGAUACACUGCUGUUAACGCAGUCAGUCGUACAUACAAUGCACUUCUUCUUACCUUAGGUGUAGUAGCUGAUGCAUCUGUCAGUGAAUACACCCAGGCUAUUGAAGCUAGAGGUCUAUAUGAUCAAAUCAAAUCAUUUUCCUUUAUCAUUAGCCUGAUUACAUUUGAUCGAAUACUAUCAUGUACUACGCCGCUUUCUGAUCAGCUACAAAGCAAUAACAUAGAUCUUUCUCGUGCUGCUAACCUUGUAUCUGGUACACAGGCUUUGCUGUCAGAAUAUCGAACAGAUACCUAUUGGGAGAAAGUGUAUCAUUAUGCAACAGAAGUUGCCAAAUUGCAUGAUGUAAACACUGAAGUGCAAACUAUUUUAGUGCGCAAUGAUACAAUCAUUUCAUAA
Molecule: messenger RNA, 1656 nt
Organism: Amphimedon queenslandica
Lineage: Eukaryota; Metazoa; Porifera; Demospongiae; Haplosclerida; Niphatidae
Product: zinc finger MYM-type protein 1-like
Exons: 5
Coding region: 1-1656 (551 amino acids)
Source: RefSeq, a predicted model, not a curated record